Molecule: messenger RNA, 2408 nt
Organism: Coccinella septempunctata (seven-spotted ladybird)
Lineage: Eukaryota; Metazoa; Arthropoda; Insecta; Coleoptera; Coccinellidae
Product: glucose dehydrogenase [FAD, quinone]
Exons: 7
Coding region: 149-2023 (624 amino acids)
Molecular function (GO): flavin adenine dinucleotide binding; oxidoreductase activity, acting on CH-OH group of donors
Source: RefSeq, a predicted model, not a curated record
UUUCAUCAUUCAGUGGUUUUCUAACUUUCGAUCGGUUCAGUUGUUCUUGUGGCUACUAUCACAGAGUUUGAAGCGUACGCGGGUGUUCUGUGGUCUAAACUCGGUCGUUUUUUUCAUGUUUUGGUUCGAGAGACGAUAGUUCAAAAAGAUGGCUUGCAACUGUCCUGGUACCCAACCAGGACCCACCCUAGCGUCCACCUGCGGCGGGGUCCAAUUCAUGCUCUUCAUGGGUCUUCUCGAGGUGUUCCUGAGGUCCCAGUGCGACCUAGAAGACCCCUGUGGUAGACCACAUACGACCCCUCUUCUUCCAGAGUACGAUUUCAUCGUGGUUGGUGGUGGAAGCGCUGGGGCUGUGGUGGCUAGCAGGUUAUCUGAGGUUCCAGAGUGGAACGUGUUGUUAGUGGAAGCUGGCAACGAUGAACCGACUGGUACUCAAGUACCUUCGAUGUUUCUGAAUUUCAUCGGGUCGUCCAUCGACUGGGGGUACCAGACGGAACCAGAGCCAGAAGCUUGCUUGUCAGAGAAGGAUAGGAGGUGUUAUUGGCCCAGGGGAAAGGUUUUGGGUGGUACUUCCGUGAUGAAUGGGAUGAUGUACAUCCGGGGAUCCAAGAAGGACUUCGACGAUUGGGCUGCUGCAGGUAACCAAGGGUGGAGCUUCGAGGAGGUUCUACCUUAUUUCUUGAAGAGCGAGGAUAACAAACAGAUGGAUAAGAUGGACCAGGGGUACCACGCCACUGGGGGAUUGUUGACGGUUUCGCAGUUUCCUUACCAUCCUCCUUUGUCUUCGGCUAUUCUUGGAGCUGCACAGGAAUUAGGCUACCCAAUCAGGGACCUGAACGGAAACUACCACACGGGAUUCAACAUAGCCCAGACGACCAACAAGAACGGCUCUCGUCUGAGCACUGCCAGGGCCUUCUUGAGGCCCUUCAAACAUCGAAGGAACCUCAACAUCUUGAUGAACUCCACCGUCACCAGGGUGCUGAUAAACACCACCACCAAACAGGCCUAUGGCAUAGAGGUCAUCAACAACGGGGUCAAGCAGGUCAUAUACGCCAGCAAAGAGGUCGUGGUUUCUGGAGGUGCUGUCAACUCCCCCCAGAUCCUCCUCCUGUCCGGGGUCGGACCCAGCGAGGACCUACGAAGGGUGGGACUCCCGGUGGUCCAAGACCUCCCCGGCGUCGGUCGCAACCUCCACAACCACGUCGCCUACUUCGUCAACUUCAACAUCAACGACACCAACAGCGCCCCCCUGAACUGGGCGACGGCCAUGGAGUACCUCCUGUUCAGGGACGGCCUCAUGAGCGGCACCGGCAUCUCGGAGGUGACCGGCUUCAUCAGCACCAAGUACAACGACCCCAACCUCGACCACCCUGACGUGCAGUACUUCUUCGGCGGUUUCCUCGCCAACUGCGCCAAGACCGGCCAGGUGGGGGAGAAGCUGGACAACAACACCAGGUCCAUACAGAUCAUCCCGGCCCUGUUGCACCCGAAGAGCAGGGGGUAUCUGACGCUGAAGGACAGCAACCCCCUGAGCCAUCCACUGAUCUUCGCCAAUUAUUACACGAACCCCGAGGAUGUUAGGGUGAUGGUGGAGGGUAUCAAGUUCGCCAUAAAGCUGUCGGAGACGAAAGCUCUCAAGAGGUACGGCUUCCAGCUGGACAGGACCCACACCCCAGGCUGCGAGAAGUUCAAAUUCGGGACAGACGACUACUGGGCUUGCUCAGCGAAGCAGAUGACCGGUCCGGAGAACCACCAGGCUGGCAGUUGUAAGAUGGGGCCCCAUUCCGACCCCAUGGCGGUGGUGAACCCCUUCCUGCAGGUCUACGGCGUGGACAGACUGAGGGUGAUCGACGCCAGCGUGAUGCCUAAGGUCACCUCGGGCAACACCAACGCCCCGACCAUCAUGAUAGCGGAGAAGGGCUCGGAGAUGAUCAAAUCCAGAUGGCUGACGCCGGAGGCUGGGUUUUUCUACACGAAUUACCCGCAACAAAGGAUAGAUAGGAGGUGGGACUGGAGGUACUGAAGGUUUCGAGUGAUGGCAGGGUUUAAUUGAUAUUUAUUCAUAAUAUUUAUGACAGACCAAGGGGGUGUAACGAGGUUUCAAGUGUAUCGAUUUUUUUCACCAACACUAGCCACUCUUUCUGUUGAACUUUCUUAUAAUCUGUACAGAUGAUUGUUUGCCAUAAAAUGAGAGCCCAACACUCCAAUUAUUUUUAAAUUCGAUGUACAGAAUGUCUCAAAUGAAAAGGGUUUGAUUCAAUUGGGACGCCCUGUAAAUCGUUUUGAAUUUUUGUGAAAACCUUGAAAAUCAGGAUAUUUUAUAGUUUAUUGUGUAAUUAGUCUAGUCCAUUUUAACUUCAGAAUCGUUUAUUGUUUAUUGUCAGUUUGGAUUACAAUAAAAGUUUUUU